Molecule: messenger RNA, 3969 nt
Organism: Symbiodinium sp. CCMP2592
Lineage: Eukaryota; Dinophyceae; Suessiales; Symbiodiniaceae
Source: the annotation of a GenBank genome assembly
AUGGCUUGUUACCACACAUUGCGAAGCGCUGAGAUCCUGAGCGUGUACACGGCGCUGCCGCUGCUUGCCGCUUUGGCUGCUGCUGUUUGCCCAAGGCACACACGGCUUGCUCAGGGCCUGGCAAGUGCGCUGGGCUGCCUCUUAGGCACACUUGUUGGAGCAUUCUUGAAGCAAGGCAAGAAGGAUGCUGCGAGCUGUGCUAUAGCUCGACUCCUUUCAACUCAUAUCCAAGAGGACAUGCCAACCGAAGAGCUGCGAAGCCUCAUCCAUCGGCAGCGCAGGCGAUUUGGGGUUCCAGCCAAUGAUCGCUCCAGUGAAAGCUGGGAGGACAGCUCCUUGCAGAAGAUAUACGAGGAGUUGCUGGUGAGCCUUUUGGAUGGUCCUGAACAUGAUCCAUACGACUUGCCAACACUGCAGAGACUGAAGGCCGUGCUGGAUCUGGAUGGCAUCGUGGUUGGGAAUGCCCACAGGCAUGCUGCCCAGCUGCUGGUCUCGAAAGGGUAUUCGGGACUAGAGGGCGAGCCCAUGCGCAUUGCUAUGGACAAGCUUCUUUUCCUUUCGCAACGAGCUUUUGCAGAUGAGGAACCCGAGGAGGCAUCACGGUAUGAGAUGGGAAGGCUUUGUCAGGUGCUGAAGGUUUCGGACAAGGAUGCGACAAAGCGAGUUCAGGCAGUCUCGCGAGCGCUGUACCAGCAGAACCUUAGUGCGGUGGUCGACAAGAUACCCUCCGAUGCUGCCGGAGCCAGCGCGCGCGAUGCCGCCAUGGUUGUCCUGGCAGAGGAUGCAGAGGAGGCGCUGAUGGGAGAAGAACUAACCACCCAGCCAGCAGUUCAGACGGUGCGUCUCUGCCGGUGGAAGGUUGCCGGGAUUUCGAUGGGGGUUCUCGCCCUCGGUGCUACGGUGCUCUUCAUGGCCGACCCGUGUCAGAUUCCGGUCCACACACUCUUCCAGGCGUCUCCGCUUCAGCUGUCUGAAGAGAGCCAGAUCGAAUCUGCAGCGAAAAAGCUCCGUGAGGUCAAGUCGAGAGCGGAGGCGGACGAAAUGGUUGCGAGGGCGUUGGAGGCGGCCAAGACAGAGAGCAAACACCACAAGCUCGCCAAGCUCCCGCCGGAUGCUCGCUCCCUCGCGACUCCCAACCCGUACUUCCACUUUCAGAAUGCGGAGCUCUACAAGAAUGCCAAAGUCUUGGAUGCACAUGCCAGGACGAAUGUUGACUCGUAUGCGGGCAUCAGAGACCCCGACCUGAAGCAACAACAAAACUUCCGUCAAGCCUUCUGCGUGUUCAAUGCCGUGGAGACGAUUGACAGCAUUGGUGGCACUUCCCUUGACAUUGAAUCAAUUGUUCAUACUUGCCCCGAGCCGCGCAACGAUGUCGGCGAGUUUGCUUGUCAAGUAAAUUCCGAGACUUUGGUCGAGAUGGUUGGAAGUGCUGCAACCUGGUUGUCCAACGCGGUUUCCAGUUGUGGUGUUCUUCCGAGUGCCAAUGCGGAGUGCGGCGCGGCAGUCUCCGGUAUUGUCAGCGCACUCGGUGAAGUUGCUGCCAGUACCAGCCUGGCAAUGACAUCUUGCAAGGAAUAUCCUCUGGCAGGAUUCCGCCAGGCUGAGCGCAAAUGCAUCGAUGAUGACUGUGUUCAGAUCCCUGGGCCUAUGAUGUCCCAGGCAGGACGCCAAAGAUAUAGUCUUGGUCGCCGUUUGUUCAUCGGGAGUGGAAUUGGUGGAAUGGGAGUUCAGUGUGCUGUGGAUGUUGGGUUUAUUGUCGAUAACAUUUACGAUGCAAUCUUCUUCAUCCAGCAAGCAGUGAACCUGGACUUCUGCAGCAAGAACGUCCGCUAUGGGCCGUACAACUACCUCACUGGCGUGCCGGAGGCAGCCUGUGCAAUGGACAUUGCCGGCGCCAUCGCCUGGAUCUCUCAAGUUGCGACUUUUGUUCAGCAGCUGGUCAGUCACUGUCCGGACUUGCUUCAGCUCCCCACCCUUUGCGGAUCCAGCGCCACAGGAAUGUUCUCAGCGGCAUCUCAGAUUGCCACAUGGGGAUCCGGCAUCGCAGUGUCGUGCGCAGACCAUGAGAGCAUGACUCGAGUUCCGGCGGCGCUCGUGCUUGCAGACUACGCCGUCAUCGCUGGUCGGGAGGUGGAGUUUGUGAAGCUUUGCUCAAAGGCUUUGGACUCCUUCGGAGUGAAGUGCGAGUGGGUUCAGGGAGAGCUGAACUCAACGGCCGACGAGAACGUUUUGCUCGACCUCCUCGGCACUCGCGACGGUCUGUUGCUCGCAGAGGCACAAAUUCGCAUGAGUGGCUUGAUGGUCCCCGGGUUCGCGACUUUGACUUUCGUCUCCAGGAAGGUCCUGCCUAUCUACCACCGACGGCUCCAGGAGGACGGCAGUCCCGACGAGCAGGCAGAGCACGAGAACUUGCAGAAGCUUGAAGAGGACCUCAACAAGAAGUGGGACCCUGAGAACCAUCCGAAGAUGAAAGCCUUGCGUGAAGCGAUGAGGGAACUGCGAGGAGUUCGGAGCCAGUUCACUCAUGUCGAUGGCGAGUCACAACAGAACUUGACGCUUGCGAACCUUCAAGAGAAGCUGCACUUGAUCGAACCGGCGCUGCAUCAGAAGCUGACCUUGCGCUUCAGCUUGGUUGUGGUCGAUGCCCACACGGGUGAAGCACUGGCAGGAGCACAGAUGGCCUUCGGCUUAGCUGGUGAAGAAGCAGAGCGGAUGAAUUUGGACACGUACAAGGAAAUCGCAAAGGCACAGCUUGCUGACGGAGUCUUGACUUCUGACGGCAAGGCCACUUUGGAGCAAGCAAGAGACGACUUUUGGAGAUCCACGCUCCACCAAGGUGUACACCGCCUUCGGAAAGAACUGGAGCACUUGCAGCUGCCCCUCUACAAGACUGCAAAUGGUGAGACGGUGGCAUGGGACAGGUCUCCGGCAGGGACCGAGGCAUCACUUUGUCGCUUCCUGACGGCGCGGAAGGGCGAUGUCCAAGCGGCAAAGAAGAUGUUUGCGGACCAUCUGGCAUGGAGGCAGAAGACCUUUCCGAUUCCGCGGGAAGGUUUGACCGCCCAACUUCUUGAUGAAGAUCUGCGAUUCCGCCGCCUGCGAGAGGACAGCGAUGGUUGUCCCGUUCUUCUCGUCAACUUUUUAUUCGGAGGCUUUGCCACUGAGGCGGUGUCUGAAGCUGCCUUGGUACUGGCAGCUCUCAGAUUUUUCGAGGACAAUAUCGAUUCGAUGGAGCAGCGAGGUGUGCAUCAAAUAUGUGCUUUGGUGUUCGGCUCCCCCCCUCCGGUGGCAUGGGCACAUGUGAUGGUUUCAGCUUUUCAAAACAACUACCCGGAGCGGCUGAAAGUGGCCAUCGUGUAUCCUGUUCCUGCAUCCUUCGUCUCUCUGGUGCGCCAGGUUAUGUGGUUUGUGGAUGAGAAUACUCGGUCGAAGGUGGACAUGGAGACAGAUGAACAGCCCUUGCUGAACAGAUUCGGCUACCGUCCCGAUGACCUUCCUUUGGAGAUCCGGGGUGGGUAUCGUGGCGUGGGGGAACGUUGGAAGCCUGACGCUGGGAAGCUCUUGAGGAUGGCCUACGCCUUCCUCUGGCCGCACGGCCGGCAAGUUGCAGAGCUCGAGGCUGCCAUUCACCGGUCCGCGGCGGCAGCGGACCCGGCGGCAAACGGGCUGAAGGCCUUUCCAGUGCGUGAUGAGCCUGUUUGGCCGUCUUGGCUUACUUCAUGCUGCUUCCAGAGACCUUCAUACGCACCAGAAGACUUCGCCCCAACUGCAGAGCUUUUUCAUGAUGCCGAAAGCUCCGAAGUCAAGGACAACGGUGCAAAACCAACACGGGCGAACAAAAUUGGUGCUGAGACACAUGAAGGAUGUCUCUCGGUGGUCCUGUACGCAAGCGCCAUGCUGCUAUUGCUGUUCUGUGUGCUUUGGUUGUUUGCCCGCGGCAACGACAUGCUGUUCGCAGUCGAACUUUGA